AUGCAGCUCAAGAAAGUGCUCAUCACCCUUGCGGUCCCCGCCAUCUGCAUCGCUGCAGCUAUCCCCACUCCUCAGGAUCCCGUCGAGCCCGACUUCCCUGAAGAGCAGGCCGAGGACAUCGUAGGCGGAGUGGCAGCCAGAGCUGGUGAUGUGCCAUACAUUGUGUCUGUUGCUCUCAAUGGUCAACAUUGGUGUGGUGGCUCGCUCCUGAAUGCCAACACGGUUGUCACAGCUGCCCACUGCAUCGAGGAGGGGGCCACUGCUGCUGAUUACUCCAUCCGCGCUGGAUCUCUUGACCGUCGCUCUGGGGGCGUAGUAUCCCAAGUCACAAGAUUAAUCCCCCACCCUGAAUACAACACCGGACUUACCGACAACGAUGCUGCCAUCUUCAAGCUUGCCACUCCCGUUCAAACAAGUUCUUCCAUUACCUACGCCACCCUAGCCCCCGCAGGCAAUGACCCUGCCCCUGGUUCCACUCUCACAGUCGCGGGAUGGGGAGAUGAUGGCAACGGUAAUGCACCCGUCCGCCUCCAGAAGGUUGACGUGCCGAUUGUCGACCGCGAUACUUGCCGCAGCAACUACCCCCGCAACCCAGUCAGCGAGAACAUGUUCUGUGCUGGCUUCACCCAGGGUGGCCGCGACUCGUGCCAGGGUGACAGCGGCGGCCCCAUCUUCGACACUGCUAAGACCCUCAUCGGCCUUGUCUCGUGGGGUGGGGGUUGUGCUCUUCCCAACAAGCCUGGUGUGUACGCACGUGUUGGCACCGUUGGCGCCUUCAUCCGUGCCAACAUGUAA
Messenger RNA from Plenodomus lingam JN3, 795 nucleotides. RefSeq lists its product as uncharacterized. Gene Ontology annotation, biological process: proteolysis. Gene Ontology annotation, molecular function: serine-type endopeptidase activity. NCBI's taxonomy places the organism in Eukaryota, Fungi, Ascomycota, Dothideomycetes, Pleosporales, Leptosphaeriaceae. The record is from RefSeq and is a predicted model, not a curated record.